ACUCUGUAUAUAUAACUCUCAUAUUAUUACCAUCUAAAUUUAAUAAUGGAGCCGUGGAAAGACCUGAACGGAAAGGUAGUGAUGGUGACAGGAGCGUCCUCAGGAAUUGGGCGAGAGUUCUGUCUCGACUUAGCCAACGCCGGUUGCAGCAUCAUUGCUGCUGCCCGUCGUGUUGACAGACUGAAAUCUCUCUGUGAUGAGAUUAAUUCGAAGGUACCUGGGCGUGCAAUUGUGGUCCAGCUUGAUGUUACCGCUAAUGGUGCUACCAUUGAAACCGCCGUACAUUUAGCUUGGGAUGCAUUUGGCCGCAUCGAUGCCUUGGUUAACAAUGCCGGCCUUACAGGUAAUGUGCAUUCUUCACUGGAAUUGCUAGAGGAGGAGUGGGACCAUACCUUUAACACGAAUCUCAAAGGGGCAUGGUUGGUGUCCAAAUAUGUAUGUAGACGUAUGCGUGCUGCUAAACAGGGUGGAGGAUCUGUUAUUAAUAUCUCUUCAAUCGCUGGUCUAAAUCGGGUAAUUAUAGCAGGGACUCUCGCUUACGCUUCUUCAAAGAUGGCUCUUGACAUGCUCACUAAGAUGAUGGCCCUUGAAUUGGGAAUAGACAAUAUUAGAGUGAACUCAAUAGCACCUGGAGUUUUCAAAUCUGAGAUAACAGAAAGCCUUAUGCAAAAGAAAUGGCUCCCUAAUGUUACUAGGCGAACUGUUCCUCUUAGAACUUUUGGAACGACAGAUCCGGCUUUAAUAUCAGUGGUGAGGUACUUAAUCCAUGAUUCUUCACAAUAUGUUUCAGGCAAUGUCUUCAUCGUUGACGCUGGAACUACCUUACCAGGUGUCCCCAUUUUCUCAUCACUCUAGUCACACAGGUGAAUCCUGAAUUUGAAGUUUAUGGAUUACUACAACAACCUCAAGAUAAAUCCCUGGGUUCAUAACCAAAUAUUUAGUAAAUUUCUUAAUACAAAUAUAGAGUUUGAGCAUAAGCUAUUGGGUUCACGUAAAGCUGUAGGUAUAAGGCUAGAUCUACCCUUGCUCUAGAAAUGGACAAGUUAGAGGAAACAUUAUGUUGGUUUUGUCUUAUUGUUCAAUUGUGUUCAA
This is a messenger RNA of Solanum stenotomum, 1092 nucleotides long. RefSeq lists its product as uncharacterized. The transcript has 3 exons. The record is from RefSeq and is a predicted model, not a curated record. Lineage: Eukaryota; Viridiplantae; Streptophyta; Magnoliopsida; Solanales; Solanaceae. Gene Ontology annotation, molecular function: oxidoreductase activity. Bases 46 to 855 code for a protein of 269 amino acids.